Molecule: messenger RNA, 1158 nt
Organism: Acanthosepion pharaonis
Lineage: Eukaryota; Metazoa; Mollusca; Cephalopoda; Sepiida; Sepiidae
Source: the annotation of a GenBank genome assembly
AUGAAAACGACUUUAUUGACAACAUUAUCGACAGAGAUAGAUUCAGUUUCAAACCAAGUAACCGAUUUCAGUUCUACGCUGUCAGCUGACUUAACAACAAACCAAUUUUUGACAAAGAUUUUCAGAACAAAUAAUAGACGUAUUUCAACAACAACCACAUGUACGACGACAACUACAACCCAAACAACAACGCCAAAUAUAACCCAAAAUACAACGACCACGACAACCCAAACAACGACACCAACUACAACCCAAACAACGACACCAACUACAACCCAAACAACAACGCAAAAUACAAUCCAACCAACGACACCAACUACAAACCAAACAACAACGCCAACUGCAACACAAACAACGACUCCAACUACAACCCAAACAACGCCAACUAGAACCCAAACAACAACGCCAACUACAACCCAAACAACGACACCAACUAUAACUCAACCUACAACGCCGACUACCACACAAACAACCAACACCAAAAACCCAAAAACAACAAAUCCAACUACAACCCAAACAACAAAGCCAAAUACAACCCAAACAACGUCUCCAACUACAACACAAACAACGACGCCAACUACAACCCAAACAACGACUCCAACUACAACCCAAACAACAACGCCAACUACAACCCAAACAACGACUCCAACUACAACCCAAACAACAACGCCAACUACAACACAAAAAACAACGCCAACUACAACCCAAACAACAACACUAAAUAGAACCCAAACAACAACGCCAACUGCAACCCAAACAACGACGCCAACUACAACCCAAACAACGACUCCAACUACAACCCAAACAACAACACCAACUACAACCCAAUCAACGACUCAAACUAUAAUCCAAAAACAAGUCAACGACCCAGAGCAGACAAACAAGGGACGUACCAACUACAACCCAAAAACAAACUCCAGCCCAAAGAACGUCUCUAACUACAACCCAAACCAACAACGCCAACUACUCCAAACAACCCAAAUAACAAACAACAACAAACUAACUACAACCCAAAAACAACGCCAACUGCAACCCAAACAACAAACAACCAACUACAACCCAAACAACGACACCAACUACAACCCAAACAACAACGCCAACUACAACCCAAACAACGACUCCAACUACAACCCAAACAACAACGCCUAUCUACACUGA